Molecule: messenger RNA, 126 nt
Organism: Cylicostephanus goldi
Lineage: Eukaryota; Metazoa; Nematoda; Chromadorea; Rhabditida; Strongylidae
Source: the annotation of a GenBank genome assembly
AUGAAGGAAGAGGUAAUAACUAUGGUGGUAAUGAAGGAAGAGCUAUUGACUAUGGUGGGAAUGAGAGAAGAGCUAUUGAAUAUGGUGGUAAUGAAGAAAGAGAUGGUGGCAAAAACCAAGGAAACA